AUGGCAUCAGAGAGUGACUCACAUCCUGUAGGAUCAAUCCGGUCGAUGAUGCCUGAGGCCGACGGUUCUUUUAGCUUAGUCAUCUCCCCACCCUUCGACGUCCCCCUCCGACCUCAACUCAACUUCGCAGAACCUUCGUCAUCCAGAUCUCCACUCACCACUACCACCACCUCCAACAAACAACCUUACUCCUCUCCAGCGACACCAGUAUCGCUCUUCAACUCCUCCAACAACAAACCCAGCCCAGAGUACAGGAACACUACCGAGUUUAUGUCAAUCGAAAACCUCAAGACCUUCGACCCCUUCGCCGAAGCCGACGAAGAUACCGGAGAAACAAAGCAGUCGCAGAACUACAUCCACAUCCGUAUCCAGCAGCGCAAUGGUCGUAAGACUUUGACGACUGUCCAAGGUCUGCCCAAAAAAUUCGACCAGAAGAAGAUCCUCAAGGUCAUCAAGAAGAAGUUUGCUUGCAAUGGCACCAUUGUCGUCGAUACUGAGAUGGGAGAGGUGAUACAGCUCCAGGGCGACCAGCGCAAGGAUGUUCAAGAGUUCCUUACGGACAAGAAAGAGGGUCUGGAGCUUGACGCCAAGACUAUCAAGGUACAGCUAUUCCCCCCUCGGCCUACGACUAGAAAACUCACAAUCCGUGUCCCAGGUUCAUGGUUUCUAAGCGACCAAUCGAUACCUGUCCCAUCUGCCGUCACCCACACGAGAACCUUCGAUAGAAGUCUGUCUGCACGGAUUGCCGCCGUUUUCCUUUCACAACUUCUUGCCUCGUCUCGUUUACGACGUUACUUCGAACAUGGGCGUUUUCGAUUGAUACCCGCAUUCUUCACAAGAACGCAAUGA
Messenger RNA from Drepanopeziza brunnea f. sp. 'multigermtubi' MB_m1, 849 nucleotides. The record is from RefSeq and is a predicted model, not a curated record. NCBI's taxonomy places the organism in Eukaryota, Fungi, Ascomycota, Leotiomycetes, Helotiales, Drepanopezizaceae.